Molecule: messenger RNA, 492 nt
Organism: Homalodisca vitripennis (glassy-winged sharpshooter)
Lineage: Eukaryota; Metazoa; Arthropoda; Insecta; Hemiptera; Cicadellidae
Exons: 2
Coding region: 102-446 (114 amino acids)
Source: RefSeq, a predicted model, not a curated record
ACAGGCCAUUAAUUAUUGCCACAUAAUGAUUGAUAAAGACUUCUAAAACCUGUUAUGUUAUAAUAAAAGCCAUUUACUCAACAAUAUUAGACGAAUUAAAUAUGAACUGUAUUUUAAAAUUCAUACUUCUCUUUUUUGGAGUGAUAUCAACGCAAGGAAUAUCACAGCACCAAUCGACCGAAGACUUUAAACUGACUCAUAUACUGCACAAGGUAGACGAUGCCGUCAAAGACCUGUAUCUGAGAGCCUUUUCGUACACAGACUGCAAGACUGACGUAUUCGGGUAUUUGCUUUGGGCGUCGAACAAGAAAGGAAGUUGCAGACACGCCUCCGAGAAUGAUGCGGACAUUUUUCAGCAGAGCGUGUGCAAGACAAUUCUACCGAUCAUAACAAACAAAACGUUGGUCGUAAGGAAUCAGCUCCCUGUGAAUUGUGUGCGUAAAUAAUGAAUACAUAAUUGUAAAUACUGAAUAAAUUUUGUGCCACAGAAUA